This is a messenger RNA of Dendroctonus ponderosae (mountain pine beetle), 1333 nucleotides long. Its product is annotated as FMRFamide-related neuropeptides. NCBI's taxonomy places the organism in Eukaryota, Metazoa, Arthropoda, Insecta, Coleoptera, Curculionidae. Gene Ontology annotation, biological process: neuropeptide signaling pathway. The record is from RefSeq and is a predicted model, not a curated record.
UGAAUGGAAAAAUCCAUCACUCACUUCAAAGUGUUUAAAAUUUUUCGAAACCAGCCCCAUUCACUCAGCACUAACUUAAAGGUCAUUUUUUUUUUGAAAUCGACGCUGUGGGUGUGGAGAUCGUCCAUCAAGCACAGUUUUUCCGGUGGUUGAUUUACGUAUACGUAUACGGUUUAAACUAUAAUUCACCCCCUCUACCAGUUUAAUGUAGCCUAUGUAGGCGCCCCAGGGAGGAUAAAAUCCUAGUUAUCCGAAACAUCGCUGUGUCCUCAUCUUGUCCCGUUGCCCGCCUGUUGAUCGUCGCUGCCGUCGCUGUGCUACUGCUAGUUGUGUUUAAGAACUGCGACAAUUGUUUUUCCAUGGGGCUGUCGGUCAUUUUGAUGGCAUUGCUUCUGCUUCAAUCGGCGCUGUCGCUAACCGACGACUCUUUUGAGGGAUACGAGAUCUUCGGGCCGGAUGAGGAGGCCGACAUGGAGCCCUACAUGGACCGACAGUCCAGAGGCAACGACAAAUUCCUGCGGUUUGGAAAAGCCUUUUGGGACUACGAGAGCGGCAACGAGGCCCCAUACAGCGACAAAGCGGACCAACGGCCCCCCAGAACUGGAAGUCUUCCAGACAAUCCUCAGCAACGCUCGGCCAGGGACAAAUCCAGCUUCCUGCGGUUUGGCAGAAGCAUAAGUGAGGGCAGCAAGAAGAAGCGCGACAAACGGCAGGCAGCAGCCAGCGCAGAUGCUCUGAAGCGCCAUGAGAACUACCUGCGCUUUGGCAGAACCGCCAGCUCCAACUUUAUGCGCUUUGGACGCAACUUGGGUGCGCAGGGCGGUCUUUCCGAAGAGGAGCUAAUAAGGCCCAGUUUGGAGUCCCGCAACAGGCACUUACUAGACUACUUGAAAUCGCUUCUACGACAAUCAGAUGGCAGGAUUAGCCAUCUAAAUUAAAUCUCCAAUUUUGACUGAUUUUUUCGAUAAAAUUGCCUCCCCAUGUUCGUUCUAAGCGGCUGGAACCCUUUGCAAAGGGUCUUGGGACGUGCAUGGGGGAGCGCUUUAGCCGGACGUAUACCUGGGGGCUUACAACUCGUAUCUUUAGUGUUUAUUUUUUAUGUAUUUGGCUCAAUGCUUGGUUAACUACCGGGAUAUAUUAAGCAAGUUUAGUUUAGAACAAGUCUGGAUGCUGGAUUCCCACCCCUAUAUAUUAGUAUUAUCCAUAAAAGUAGGCAGAUGAUUGGUUGAACUUGAUGUUGUACUACAAGUAAGCACUAAUCAGCCCUUGAUAUUAACGUUAAUUGAUACUUUAUUGUAAAAAUGGCAUUAAUAAAAUUGCGAAAGUUCUUUUA